CGGAAGUAAGUGGUAUCGCCGAGGCCUCAUCCUUCCAAUGGCGACUGCAAACAGGCCGAAUACCAAGCGACAGCAACCGCGGAGGGGGGUCAGAGCGGUGUAACCGACAUUAAAUAAAUAUAUAUCAUAUUCUAUUCGUUAUCAUAUCAUUGCGAUUCACUUUUCCUAAAGUACAUCCGAUUCAAUGGCCAAAAAUCGGAACAUUUCGCUCCUUGAGUCGGAGCUCUAUUACUUGAUAUCUCGCUUUCUCUCAACGGGUCCGUGUCGGAGAGCUGCCGAGGUCCUGGUCAGCGAACUAGAGGACUAUCAGCUCUUACCCGGGAGACUGGACUGGCUUGGAAACGAGCACCCGAGGACAUACGAAGAUGUGGUUGCAUCAAACAGACACAUUGCACCAGAUCAUUUGCUUCAAAUAUGUAAGCAGAUGGGGCCGCUUCUUGACAAAGAUGUGCCGUCUUGUGUGCCCGGCGUGCAUUCCCUUCUGGGGUCCGGAAAGCAGUCCAUGCUUAGGACCUCCAAAGACUGUGAUGCCGUGCGGUGUCGAACUUCAUCAUAUGCAGCCCUUCACAGGGGCAGACCACCAGAGAGGCCUUUAAACUGCAAGAAACCUCCACAUAUAGUCAACGUCUAUCGGGGCAGAGAGCUGACAGGAGCGCAGUGCUUCAGCUCCAUCAACCCCAUCAGCAACUAUGAGCGCAUGCGUCUGCAUCAGCGAAUCCUGGGGCAUCUGUCGGCAGUGUAUUGUAUCGCAUUUGACCGUACCGGUCUGAGGAUCUUCACAGGCUCAGAUGACUGCUUGGUGAAGAUUUGGUCUUCCUUUGACGGGAGGCUCCAUUCAACGUUGCGAGGACAUUCAGCCGAGAUCACAGACUUGGCGGUCAGUUACGAAAACACGCUGAUUGCCGCGGGAAGCUGUGACAAAACCAUUCGCGUGUGGUGCCUUCGUACCUGUGCACCUGUGGCUGUGCUACAGGGUCACAGUGGAUCAAUUACCUCCCUACAGUUCUCACCGUUUGCCAAGGGCUCAAAGCGAUACAUGCUUUCCACUGGUACUGACGCUACGGUCUGUUUCUGGCAGUGGGACGUCAACAACAUCAACUUUAGUGAUCGUCCACACAAGUUUACAGAGCGUCCGAGGCCAGGAGUUCAGACCGUAUGCUCCUCCUUUAGUCCAGGUGGCUUUUUCUUAGCAACAGGAAGCACUGAUGAUGUCAUCAGAAUAUACUACUUGGGGAGUGGAAGUCCAGAAAAGAUAUCAGAGCUCCAUGAACACACAGACAAAGUUGACAGCAUCCAAUUUUGCCACUCAGGGGAAAGGUAUGCUUUAUUUUGUCUUUGUGUUUUAUUUAAUAACACUCAAGAGUUGAAGGUUCAAUGCUGCUGUACUUCCCUCAGGUUUGUGAGUGGAAGUCGAGAUGGUACGGCGAGGAUCUGGAAGCUCCAUCAUCGGCAGCAGUGGCGGUGCAUCUUGCUCAACAUGUCCGCCACUCUUCCUGGUGCUGAGCCAAUGAAUGAAGAGGAAAGCUACUUCAAGCCCAAAGUUACCAUGGUAGCCUGGGAUCGUCAUGACAACACGGUUAUCACAGCUGUCAAUAAUCAUCUCCUCAAAGUGUGGAACUCCUACACGGGACAGUUGUUACAUGUCCUAAAAGGCCACGAGGCUGAAGUGUUUGUACUUGAGCCGCACCCCUUUGACCAUAGGAUUAUCUUGUCGGCCGGCCAUGAUGGAAACGUCUUCAUAUGGGACCUUCUGCAAGGGAAAAGGACUCAGCACUAUUUCAACGUGAUUGAGGGCCAAGGUCACGGUGCAGUUUUUGACUGCAAAUUCACACCCGACGGUCAUCGUUUUGCCUGCACAGACUCCCAUGGACAUCUGCUCAUCUUUGGCUACGGUAGUUCAAAGCCAUAUGAGAAGCUUCCAGACCAGGUCUUCUUCCACACAGACUACAGGCCACUUAUUCGAGAUGCCAAUGGCUUUGUGCUUGACGAACAGACACAACAGGCCCCCCAUUUAAUGCCCCCGCCUUUUUUAGUGGAUGUGGAUGGAAACCCCCAUCCACCAAGGUACCAGCGUCUUGUUCCAGGGCGGGAGAACAUAGCAGCUGAACACCUGGUUCCUCAGCUGGGAUAUGUUGCCACCAGUGAUGGCGAGGUGGUUGAGCAGGUGAUCAGUCAGCAGACUGCAGAGCUGGAGGAGAUUUCAUUAAGACGCAGCAACCUUCUGGAUGAGGCCAUUCGACAACUUCAGCAGCAGCAGGACCGGCACGUCCAAGGUGCUGUGGCCACAGGGGCAGCUCUUCUUCCAGCACCAAAUACGCCACGUAGAGUGUCUGUAAACGACCGGGCAGAUGUGCAGUCCCCUUCUAAUGUGGGUCUGCGACGAAGCGGGCAAGUGGAAGGUGUCAGGCAGAUGCAUCAGAAUGCACCUCGCAGUCAGAUGGCCACAGAAAGGGACCUGCAAGCCUGGAGAAGACGGGUGGUGGUGCCUGAACUUCCCCCCAGCAGCUAUAGGGACUUAGUAGACAUCAGGGUUGCCAAAGGAGAUGAGGAAGUGGCGUUAUACAACGUAAAGAAGAGGCGCAUCAUGUACAGCUGUCGAGAUGAUUCUGACGAAGAACCUCCCCUUGCAAAGCGAACACACGGCCGCAGUGCUGCAGGGCUGGAAUACAUUGAGCUGUCGUGCGAAGAGGGAGAGGAGACGGCAAGCUCCGACGCACACACCGAGGACAAUGACUUGGAUGGCAGUGAACUGGAAUCCUCCAAUGAGGAAGAGUGGAACAGUGACAGCCCAAGCCACUCAUCAAGUGAAUACUCAGACUGGACGGCAGAUGCCGGCAUCAACCUUCAACCGUCGACUCCUUUGUCGUCGCGAAAACGAGUGCGACGCCAGCUCAGCAGUUCGGAGGAUGAGGACGAAGACGUUGAAGAGGAGGAGGAGGAAGAGAAACAGCAAGCGCAGCAGCACCAACAGCAGAGCGACGAAGAAGAAAAAACUGGGACAUUAAGCAAAGAGAAGUCCAAGAAAUUGAAGAACAAGUCUCCCAGAAGGCCAAAAGUCCGACCGUCAAUCAACAGAGAGGUGUCCAAUGAGUUUCGUCCCUCGUUGUGGAUUACCGACGUCAUUCCCAGGAAGUCUCCUUUUGUUCCCCAAAUGGGUGAUGAGGUGAUCUACUUCCGACAGGGCCACGAGGCUUACGUCGAGGCUGUAAGACGAACAGAAGUGUAUCCCAUCAACAUGGAUAAGCAGCCCUGGAAGAAAAUGGAGUUGCGGGACCAGGAGUUUGUGAAGAUUACUGGGAUCAAGUAUGAAGUCUGUCCUCCGACACUCUGCUGCUUGAAACUGACUCUAAUUGACCAUGGCACAGGCAGAAUCACUGACAAGUCCUUCUCUGUCAAAUAUCACGACAUGCCGGAUGUAAUAGAUUUCCUGGUGCUGAGGCAAAGCUACGACGAGGCUCUGCGUAGAAACUGGCAACCAAGUAAGUCGGAUGAUCGGUUCCGCUCAGUGAUAGAUGACGCCUGGUGGUUUGGCACUAUCGUUUGUCAGGAGCCGUACCAGCUAGAAUACCCAGACAGUCUCUUCCAGUGCUUCAAAGUCCGAUGGGAUAAUGGUGAGAAUGAGAAGCUGAGUCCUUGGGAUGUUGAACCCAUUCCAGAGGAUGCCGAGGUACCGGAGACCGAGGGAGGGAGCAUCCCUGUGACACCAGAGGAAAUGAGCGGUUUGAUGUACAAGCCUCUACAGGGAGAGUGGGGAGUGAGAAAUAGGGACCAAGAGUGUGAGCGAAUCGUCUGUGGAAUCAGCCAGCUCAUCACUGUUGAGAUAUGUGCCCCCUUCUCUGGUCCUGUAGACCUGAUCCAGUAUCCCACCUACUGCACUGUGAUCGCUUAUCCAACUGAUCUGGACACUAUCAGGUUGCGACUGAUGAACAAAUUCUACAGGCGCCUAUCAGCAUUAAUCUGGGAUGUCAGGUACAUUGCACACAACGCACGCACUUUCAACGAGCCAAGGAGCAAGAUUGCCCACUCUGCAAAAAUCAUCACCAAUGUCCUCCAGAAAUUUGUAAAUGAUCCAGGCUGCACAGACAUCAUGGAGAUUUACAGUGUCAUUGAAGAAAUGGAUGAGGACGAGGAGGAAGCAGAUGCAGAAGCACCAGGACCCUCUACAGGACCCUCUGCAGGACACAGGCUGCGUCAGCGCUCUGUGGAGGUGCUGCCUGACAGAGAUGCCUGGAAGGAGCUGUGCAAAAAUCUGCUCAAUUACAUCUUUGAGUGCGAGGACUCUGAGCCCUUCAGACUGCCGGUGGAUCCCGAGAACUAUCCUGACUACCAUAACAUAAUUGAUACACCAAUGGACUUUGGCACUGUGAAAAGGACCUUGGAGGAGGAGCGCUAUGAUAACCCAGUGGAACUUUGCAAAGACACGCGGCUAAUAUUUGCAAAUGCUAAAGCUUACACGCCCAAUAAGCGCUCCAAGAUUUACAGCAUGACCUUACGACUUUCUGCCUUCUUUGAGGAGCAAAUCCGAACAAUCAUAUCAGAUUACAAAACAGCUGUGAGGAGCAGCGCCAGGCUGCGCCGCAGCCAGAGGUUCAAAAAGAAAACGCAACAGCAGGAUUCAUCUAGUGGUGCCACAAGUCACAAAAGGGGCUCAGUCAAAACUCAGGAAAAAGUGGUGUCUGUCUCAGUGACCAAAUCUACCUCAACCAAAGCGUUGCUUCCUGAGCGGGCCAGGAGGUCUCGGAGAAGCAGCGCUGGUCGCAGCUCUUCAGAAGACUCUGCGUCCAAAGGUGCUUCAUCAACACCAGAUGAAAGUGAGAGUGCAGACAGCGAGUCAGAGGAGGAGACGCGUCCAGGAUCCUCCAAACACCAUCAAAGCAAACAUAAGUCCAGAGUUACAAGAGGCAGCUCUUCGAAGCAGCGGAAAAAAGUGGCUGAGAGUGAUAGUGAAGAGGAAGCUGAGGAAAAAAAUGACAGUGAUGGAGGGGAAGAUGGUGAAGCAUCCUCCCAUUCUUCAGGUCUUCGCUAUCCCAGCAGAACGGCAAAGAUCAGGAGCACACGGCUGACCAGAAACACUGCUGCUGCGGAUAGAAAAAAGAACGAGGGCAGAGCAGAGAUGAACGGUCAUGCCACCCGGUCGUCUCGCAGGGAGAGACAUCACCACCGAGGAGCUGACACAAGCUCAUCCCCGGCUUCCGACGAGGAAGAGGAGGACAAACUAAUCCUUCGCAGGACGCUCAAGAGGAAAACGGCGAGGGCAGCUGUCAACAAGAUGAAACUCAUUGGAGCUUCAGAUAAUGAAGAUGAAGAUGAUGAUGAUGAGGGGGAGCCCAGACAGAGCAGCAGCCGCCUUCGCAACACGCACCGCUCCAGCAAACGCACCACAGUGCUGCAAAGUAGCUCUGAUUCAGACGGAGAGAAACCGACGAAAGCUUCUGCGAACACAAAAGCAUCCGCUGAAGAAUCCCAGGAUGAGAACAGCAACGACAGCAGCUCCUCAGACGCCUCCCACCACCAGCAGAAUGGACACGCAAGAACGUCAAGCAACGCCAAGGGAAACGAAACAUGUGUGAACGGACACGGGCCAAAACAUCACAAGUCGCUGGACAGCAGCUCCGAGCAGGAGGAAGCGGCAGAGGAGAGUUCUGGAGAUGCGGAGGAGGAAGAUGAGGUAGUGCGUCAGAAGCCUGGUAGGGGCUCAGCCCGCAAGAGCAGGAUUAGCAGUGAGGAAGAGGACACUAAACAAAGGACCACCCGAGGCAAACCUCCAGCAAGCUCUGAUGACGAGGACAGUGGUCACAGACGGCCAGAUCAAAAUGGAAGGGACGAAACCCAGUCGAAGGAAUAUAAAAAGAGCAAAGUGUCGUCAUCUAAAAGCCAGGCUCAACAAAAGUCUGCCUCACUUAACAAAGCAGAUGCUGCAGAUUCUGAAGCGCUUAGCAGUACCCCAAAGAGCUCAUGCAAGAAAAGAGGAAAACAAGAUAAAGAGAGCGAAGCGGAAAACAGCGCCUCCAGUGAUGAUGUGGACACCAGGAGCAAGAGGUUCACGAGGAACAAGAGCAAAUUGAAACGUCCUCGUGUAGGCACUUCCGCCUCCGACACUUCUGAGCAGGAAUUUCUACCCAAGAAGUCCAGGAGGAAACGCUCUACCGGCUCGUCUGAAGAAGAGUCGGACAACUCUGGCAGCACUCCCAGCAGGCGGCUUAACCUCCGAAUGCUGCCCAAGAAGAAAUACAUCAGCGACAACUCUGCGUCAGAGGACGACGGUGCUACUCGGAGGAAACUGAGAAAUGGGAACAAAGCAGUUUCGAGGGAAGCUCUCUACAACAAAAGAGAGUCAAAGAGAAGCUCUUCCUACAAAAGCACGACUCAAACGUCUUCCAAGAGAAGGCGAAUAUACUCCUCAGGCUCCGACGAUGACGAGAAAGAGCCGGCGGCCAAGAACAAUAACAAUAAAAACCACAGGUCCAGCUCCUUCAAGCGCCCCAAGCAGGAAUCCAAACAUGACAAGGAAGAAGUCGCCUUUUCCCCAUCGCACUCCAGCGAGGAGGAUGAGGAGAAAGGCGUCAGUCGCUCAAGGAGGGGGAAGAAGAAUGAGAGGCGGCUCAAACACAAAAGGCGCGAGGAAAGCUGCAGCAGCAAUCACAGUUCAGACUCUGAAAGCGAGCAGUUGUCGUCAGCCAGCGAAAACUCUUACGCCAGCUCAGGAUCCCACAGCAGUCCAAAGAGGAGGAGCCCCAGACGAGCCAGGAAUGGCGAAACGAUUGCCGGUCGCCGGUUGAAGCAGCGCCAGCCACAAAUUGUCUCGGAGGAAGAGGACAGCGACGAGCUGUAUGGCAGAACGCAGCAAAAGGCCCGCAUCAACACCCGAAACCGGGGAAAGCGGACUGUCCUCUAUAACGACAGCGAGUGACAACAACAGGAGAGGGGAAAGACACUUGAUGUUAUGGUAGCAGCACUGGUUUCCUCAAAAAAAUGCUGUGAAUCUGUUUCUUUCAGGGAUAUUUAUAUUUUCUAUGAAAAACAUGUUUAUAGAUGUAUUACAAAUUCAUGCAUUUGAACUGCUGGUUCUCACGAGGAUUCAGAUCAAAACGCCGCCUGCCAACACUUGCUUGUUGCAAUUUUUUUUGUCCAGCAGAGUAACAUUGUGAGGAAUCUUGGGUGCUAUCUAAUAACAUACCUCUGUUAAAUCUAAGCAUAUUGCUGGCUUGCACUAAAAUACACUGUAAGGAGGUAUUUCAUACACUAGUUUUGCAUUCGAAACUCAGGGGUCAACUAAGUUUACUGUAGUCUCUGACGUGCGGUUGUUUGGGUUUUUUUGUUUCUGAAGCAAUGAGAUGGACAAGCAACAAUUCCACGUGGGCAGACGUCAAAGCACAUGCAACUGAGACUAAAACUAAGCCACAUUCUCACUUAGGACUACAGCACUCCUUUGUAAAUCCAUAUAUACACUUAAUGCUUUGACUGUUUUAUGAGUUAAUAUGAGCCAAACGAAUGGAAUGUUUCCCUUUGAUAUUGUUUUCUUUAGAUUUGUGUUGCAUUCUAGUAACUACAGAAGGUAUAUGUUGAUGAUGGCAGACCGUCAUUCAGUAGCAGCAUUUUUAUUUAAUUCUAAAAAAAAAAGUUACUUUUUUUUUUAUAUAACUGCAUUGUCUUGCCAUAUGUCACAAAUUGGUACAUAAGUAACCAGAAGUACUUACUACAAAAUAUUGUAAUUUCUCAUAUUGGGAAGACAUUUAAUUGUGUUACUUUCAGUGUUAAAUUCUUUUUUUCAGAGUUGACGUAAAUAUUUUUGCCAGUCCCACGGUUUAUUUUAGAUUGGUUUAUUCCGGGUUUCUCAAAUGCAGUUGCUUUGAAAUUUUUUUCAAUGGUUUUCAUACAUCUUCAAUAAACAAGACUUCAAUGGAAAAGCUUA
This is a messenger RNA of Nerophis ophidion (straightnose pipefish), 7912 nucleotides long. RefSeq names its product bromodomain and WD repeat domain containing 1 (gene brwd1). The transcript has 43 exons. Gene Ontology annotation, cellular component: nucleus. Gene Ontology annotation, biological process: regulation of cell shape; cytoskeleton organization; regulation of transcription by RNA polymerase II. The record is from RefSeq and is a predicted model, not a curated record. Gene Ontology annotation, molecular function: protein binding. Bases 185 to 6910 code for a protein of 2241 amino acids. NCBI's taxonomy places the organism in Eukaryota, Metazoa, Chordata, Actinopteri, Syngnathiformes, Syngnathidae.